CGAGCGUACGUGCGCGCACCCUUCUAUCGCGUGGUGCUGAUCAUCCAUAUUGCUGCUAGUGGUGAAGUUUAGCUUGUAAUUUAAAAGAGGCUCUCGGGCGCUUUUUAAAUGUUUUAAUUCAACACAAACCACUCUGCGUCUUAGACUGAAUGCUAUUUAGUCUAGGGGUGGAGUGGAGAAACUAGUUCAUUCGAGGAAUACUUUACAUUUUAUUUUUUGAGUAGUAGGCGAAUUUGGUGGUAUCGUGAGGAAAAGGAGAAAUGGCUACUCAGGUAGAGGCUCUCCUACCCAACAAUCCUCUUAUUAAACCAGAGGAGAAUGGGCAUGCGAGCAAGAUGAUACAGCAUGGAGAGGACUGUCCUCAAAAGGGCGUGAAGCAGACAUGUGUUGCCGACGAGGGUAGCAAUAUGAAAACAAACAACUCGGAACAGUGUGGGAUUGCAACGAAGGAGCUACGCUCUAAACAGGCAAAAGAAGAGAGUAACAAUCAAGAGAAAGAAAUCCUGGAUCAAGAGAAACACACGAUUGAUCAAACGGAAGACUGUGUGAAAUGCAGUAAAAAUGAGUUUGCUGAAGCACCCCCGCCCAAGGUGAACCCAUGGACUAAGAAAAAGAAUGCGGUGACCGUGGUCAGCCAGAAUGGACAAUCACAUCAUGAGCCGCCACCCACAACAGGCCCAGCCAAGGUGGUGAAGGCCCCAAACCCCCGGCCUCGGAGAGGAGAAAGGGUUGGAGAUUUUGGUGAUGCUAUGAAGUGGCCAACCCCAGGGGAGAUUGCAACUAAAGAAACACAGAUGGAGGUUGUGAAUCGGACUGUGUCCUGCCCCAUGCCCGUCAGGCAGGUCAGAGAAGUGGGCUCCACACGGAGAUCCCCAGCCCCCAAGAAGCCUGUGGUGAAGAAAGAGUUGAAGGAGAAGCGCGACACCAACGACGAGAGCAAGGAGAACCAGAAUGCGAAGUCGGACGACUCUGGAGAGGAGAAGAACGGCGACGAGGACUCUCAGAAGAACAGCGACGAAGACUCUCAGAAGAACGGACAGAAGAAGAAAGGAAACAAGCAUAAGUGGGUGCCGCUGAUGAUCGAGGUGAAGUCUGAGGGGCCCAGAGAGCGCUCAGCCUCAAGGAACAACACCCGUCAGAACGAGGUGCCCAGGGUGCCCCCCAACAGGAAGAACGACCUCAGAGACUGGUACAGAGGGAAGUCCGAGCGUGAAUGGAGUAACGACCAUGAGGUGUCCAGUGUGAGGAGCGAGGGUGCUCCCUCCCGUGCCGGGUUCCGGGGUCGUGGCAGGGGCCGGGGACGAGGCAGAGGCUCCAGAGGUCACUCUGACUACCAUUAUGGCUACAAGGCCUCCAACGGGAAGGACGGCGCCUACGGACAGAAGUUUGGUGCUCCAGUGACCUAUUACUACGACAACAUGAGCAGCAAUGACCUGUACACAGUGGACCAGGGGCUGCUCAAGGACUAUGUCAAAAGGCAGAUUGAGUACUACUUCAGCCUUGACAACCUGGAGCGGGAUUUCUUCCUGCGCAGGAAGAUGGACCUGGAAGGCUUCCUGUCACUUGGCCUGAUUGCCAGCUUCCACAGGGUGCAGGCCCUCACCACUGACGUCACCCUCAUUAUAGAGUCUUUGAAGGACAGCAAAGAGGUGGAAAUCAUUGACAUGAAGAUCCGUCGGAAGGUGGAGCCUGAGAAGUGGCCACUUCCUGGUCUGUCCAUGGGACCGGACCACAACCAGGUGGACCUGACCCAGCUCAUCCACUGCCCCGAGUUCGUGCCCCGGCAGAUGCCCACUAAGCAGACAGGGUCUCCCCGGUCCUCCACGCCGACCAGGGGCAUGACCAGGGCCUCCAUGCAGCCCAAGGUGGAGCAGGACGUGUCCAACCUGAAGAGCAUGCCCAAGGGACUGUCGGCCAGCCUGCCCGACCUCGACUCUGAGUCCUGGAUCGAGGUGAAGAAGAGACCCAAGCCGUCCCCGGCCAGAACCAAGACCCCUUCGUUGCAGCAGAACGAAGACGCUCUCUCCCCGGUGCCCAAGGCAGGCCUCAGCCUGGUCCCCUCCGCCGCCUCAGCCAAGGAGGAGCAGGACGAGCCCGAGGAGCUGGACUUUAUGUUUGACGAGGAGAUGGAGCAGAUGGAUGGCCGCAGGAACACAUUUACCGACUGGUCCGACGAGGACUCGGACUGCGAGAUCGCCGACAACGACGUCAACAAGAUCCUCAUUGUGACACAGACGCCGCCCUAUCUGCGCAAGCACCCAGGGGGUGACCGCACGGGCCACCACACGUCGCGCUCCAAGCUGACCAAUGAGCUGGUGAAGGUGAUCAACGACGGCCUGUACUACUACGAAGCGGGCCUGUGGGAUGACAACUACGAACCCGAGUACGCCACCAUCAAGCAAGAGGUGGAGAACUUCAAAAAGGUUCACCUGAUCAGCCGAGAGGAGUUUGACUGCCUGACCCCAGAACCCCCCGUCGACCCCAACCAGGAGGUGCCCCCUGGACCCCCCAAGCCCCAGCAGAUUCCCGUAGACGCCUUGGCGAACAAACUGUUCGGUGCCCCUGAGCCUUCCACAAUAGCACGCUCCCUCCCGACUACUGUACCUGACUCGCCCAACUACCGCAGUGCCCGGACACCCCGCACGCCUCGCACCCCGCACCGGAAGGACCCCGCCAUGACGCCCCGUUUCUACCCUGUUGUGAAGGAGAGCUGGCCCGUCGACGCCAAGACCCCCAGGAAAAGGAAGACCAGGCACAGCUCCAACCCCCCCAUGGAGUGCCACGUUGGCUGGGUGAUGGACUCGCGGGAGCACCGAUCUCGCACCGCCUCCGUCAGCUCCAAUGCCAGCCCCUCAGAGGGUACACCUGCGUUGGGGGGAAUUGGCUGCACCCCCCAGUCGCUCCCCAAUUUCCAGCACCCCUCCCACGAGUUGCUCAAGGAGAACGGCUUCACGCAACACGUUUAUCACAAGUACCGUCGACGCUGCCUAAACGAGCGCAAGCGGUUGGGCAUCGGCCAAUCUCAGGAGAUGAACACGCUGUUCCGUUUCUGGUCGUUCUUCCUGAGGGAUCACUUCAACAGGAAGAUGUACGAGGAGUUCAGACAGCUGGUGGUGGAGGACGGCAAGGAGGGAUACAGGUACGGUUUGGAGUGCCUGUUCAGGUACUACAGUUACGGACUGGAAAGGAAAUUCAGGCCAAACAUUUUCAAGGACUUCCAGGAGGAGACCAUGAAAGACUACGAAGCUGGCCAGCUGUAUGGACUUGAGAAGUUUUGGGCAUUUCUUAAAUACUCCAAAAACAAGAACAUGGGGAUCGACCCCAAGCUGCAGGAGUGCUUGAGCAAGUUUAAGCGUCUCGAGGAUUUCAGAAUCGAUCCCCCGAUGGAGGAGGGAGGCCGCAAGGGACACUCAUCCAGCGGAGACGGUCGCCACCGCCACCCCUCCCAGGGCCCCAGCCGCCCCCACAGCCAAAGUGGCUUCAGCCCAGCCCCGUUCGCCCAGGGCCCCACCAGGGAGGAUGCCAAAAUCAGCAGCCAGAGCCAGCGACCCGCAGCCCAGGCCUCGGCAACCGCAUCAGACGCCCAGCCACCAAAGUAACACCCCGGACAACCCUCAGCCACUUGGAUCAACUCAACGGCAUUAAAUAUUUUCUGCGCCGCAAGAAUGAGAGAAUGACUUGUGAUUUGAAUAAAUCAAGG
Molecule: messenger RNA, 3700 nt
Organism: Salvelinus fontinalis (brook trout)
Lineage: Eukaryota; Metazoa; Chordata; Actinopteri; Salmoniformes; Salmonidae
Product: la-related protein 1-like
Exons: 20
Coding region: 261-3599 (1112 amino acids)
Biological process (GO): mRNA stabilization; positive regulation of translation
Cellular component (GO): cytosol; cytoplasmic stress granule
Molecular function (GO): RNA cap binding
Source: RefSeq, a predicted model, not a curated record